Umbelopsis ramanniana AG is the source of this 2316-nucleotide messenger RNA. RefSeq lists its product as uncharacterized. The transcript has 6 exons. NCBI's taxonomy places the organism in Eukaryota, Fungi, Mucoromycota, Umbelopsidomycetes, Umbelopsidales, Umbelopsidaceae. Bases 63 to 2186 code for a protein of 707 amino acids. Gene Ontology annotation, cellular component: fungal-type vacuole membrane; vacuolar transporter chaperone complex. The record is from RefSeq and is a predicted model, not a curated record.
CACGCGCACACCUUUCUCUCUCUCUCUCUCCUGUUUCCAACCUCGUUCCACACUUAGCCUGAAUGAAGUUUGGGCAUCAACUCAAAACUUCCCUUUACCCAGAGUGGACUUUCCACUACGUUGCUUAUGACGAUCUCAAGACAUUCUUGAAAGUUCACCUCAAGUCUGAAUGGAACGAGGACGACGAGUCCCAGUUUGUAGAAGAGCUCGAGAAAGAACUUGACAAGGUUUACAGUUUCCAAAGGGUUAAGAUCGGCGAGAUAAAUAGAAGAAUUGAAGCCGAGUCGCAAGAAGUCGAUACUUUAUGCACAAAGGAAGAUCCAUCAGACGACGAGUUCACCACCUCGGAAAUUGAACUCGGACACAUUAUUGCAGAUGUUCAUGAUUUGGCAAAGUUCACGAGACUCAACUACACUGGGUUUCUUAAAAUCAUCAAGAAGCACGACAAAAUGACUGGCUGGUCGCUAAAACCGAUGUUCAUGGUCCGCUUGAACGCAAAACCUUUCUAUAAGGAAAAUUACGAUGCCUUGAUCGUACGUAUCUCUACUCUGUAUGACAGAGUCCGUAAUCGUGGUAAAGCUCACAGAGGUGAUUCCUCUGCUGGAGGAAAGCAAGCUGCCUUUGUUCGAAACACCACAAAAUACUGGGUUCACCCCGAUAAUAUUACCGAAUUGAAACUCAUCAUCUUGAAGCAUCUUCCUGUCCUGGUCUUUAACCCCAACAAAGAAUUUGAAGUUGCCGAUUCAGCCAUCACUAGUAUCUAUUAUGACAAUGAUGAUUUCGAUCUUUACAUGGGUCGUUUGGAAAAAUCUGAAGGUGCCGAAGCCAUCCGUAUGCGCUGGUAUGGUGGUAUGGACAGCCAGACAAUCUUUGUUGAGCGCAAAACUCAUCGUGAAGAUUGGACUGGUGAGAAGUCUGUCAAGGCUCGUUUCCCUAUCAAGGAAAAGCAUUUGAAUGCUUAUCUCAAAGGACAAUAUACCACGGAUGAACUGUUUGCAAAGGCAAGAGAACAGGGCAAGAAGUCAGAGAAGGAAAUCAGAGAUUUGGAACAGUUGGCGCAAGAGGUUCAAUAUACCACCUUGACUAAGCGUCUCCACCCUGUCAUGCGCUCCUUCUACAACCGUACUGCUUUCCAGCUUCCUGGAGACGCCCGUGUUCGUAUCAGUUUGGACACUGAACUUUCUUUGAUUCGUGAAGACAACUAUGGCACUCCUAGAUCCGGUGAUAACUGGAGAAGAAUGGAUAUUGGCAUUGAUUAUCCUUUCAAGCAAUUACCCGAGAGUGACAUCUGCCGUUUCCCUUACGCUAUUCUUGAAGUUAAGCUUCAGACCCACGUUGGUCAAGAACCUCCUCAAUGGGUUACUGAGCUCAUCAACUCUCACCUGGUCGAAGCCGUCCCAAAAUUCUCCAAAUUCAUUCACGGUUGCGCUACCUUGAUUGAGGAUCGUGCCAAGAUGCUUCCAUUCUGGUUGCCUCAGAUGGAUGUCGAUAUCCGCAAGCCUCCGAACAAGUCAUUUGGUUUGAUUCGUCCCGAUGAACCCGGUGGUAGCUCUGUCUCAGCUUUGACUUAUGGCUCGGAUGGCUCCAAGACCUCUGGCGACGAAAGGGAAAAUGAUCACGUACAAAUCAACAUUGGUCAGGACUCCACUGAACGCACUCCCCUUAUCCAGCGUGUCAACAGAGAUGCUAUACCCGUUGAGCAAGGUGGUGUCACCAAACAACUGUCCCCUGCUGGACUUCUCAAGUUCAUCAAGAAGGGCAAGCAUACUUUGUUUGGCACUCCCAAUACACCAGAUUAUACAGAAGUUGGUGGACAACCUGGUGAUAAUAGCCAACCUGUCAAGAGAGCUCCUACAGCUCAGAGACCCAACCCCAAGGUGUACUUUGCUAAUGAGCGUACCUUUUUGUCCUGGCUCAAGUUCACUCUUUUACUUGGCGCCCUUGCUAUUGGACUUCUCAACUUCUCCGAUGAAGUGGGUCAGAUUUCCGCCGGUGUCUUCACUAUUCUUGCUAUGACUGUCAUGCUUUACGCUCUCUAUGGCUAUCAUGACCGCGCCAAUCGCCUGCAAAGAAAGGAGUUGGGCGACUAUUCCGACAAGUACGCUCCUGCUGUUCUGACGGUGUUUAUGAUCGCUGCUGUCAGCGUUAACUUUUACUUGAGACUUGAACAAGACGCUGGCAAUUAAGCUGGUAGAACAAAUUAGUCUCUCUUUAUAGACAUUUGUACAUACGCUUUCACAAUUCCAAAUCAGUACAAUCGCAUUCGCAGUAACAAUAAAUGUGUGUAGAGUUUCUCCACGCUUUUCUUUUUCAAAA